This is a messenger RNA of Nerophis lumbriciformis (worm pipefish), 1197 nucleotides long. The record is from RefSeq and is a predicted model, not a curated record. Lineage: Eukaryota; Metazoa; Chordata; Actinopteri; Syngnathiformes; Syngnathidae.
GCUACGUUGAAAGCGGUGAUGUCACGGGUUCCCACCCCCCCUCCUCCUGGGGAGAUGUCAAGCGGACCUGUGGCAGAGAGCUGGUGUUAUACGCAGGUCAAGGUUGUCAAGUUUUCCUACAUGUGGACCAUAAACAACUUUAGUUUUUGCAGAGAAGAAAUGGGGGAAGUGCUGAAAAGUUCAACCUUCUCCUCUGGGCCUAACGACAAGAUGAAGUGGUGUCUGCGAGUCAAUCCAAAGGGACUUGAUGAUGAAAGCAAAGAUUAUCUGUCAUUGUAUUUACUUCUUGUUAGUUGUCCAAAAAGUGAAGUCAGAGCAAAAUUCAAGUUUUCCUUGUUGAAUGCUAAACGUGAGGAGACAAAAGCGAUGGAAAGCCAAAGAGCCUACAGGUUUGUCCAAGGCAAGGACUGGGGCUUUAAAAAGUUUAUCAGGAGAGAUUUUCUCCUCGAUGAAGCCAACGGACUUCUGCCUGAUGACAAACUUACUCUUUUUUGUGAGGUUAGUGUUGUCCAGGACUCUGUGAACAUUUCUGGCCAGUCCAACAUGAACAUGCUGAAGGUUCCUGAGUGUCAGCUGUCUGAUGACCUGGGGAACCUUUGGGAGUGUUCACGCUUCACAGACUGCAGCCUCUAUGUGGGAGGGCAGGAGUUCAAAGCCCACAAAUCCAUCCUGGCAGCAAGGUCGCCUGUCUUCAAUGCUAUGUUUGAGCAUGAAAUGGAAGAGAGUAAAAAGAACCGUGUAGAUAUAAGUGACGUGGAUCCGGAUGUCUUCAAGGAAAUGAUGGGCUUCAUCUACACAGGGAAGGCCCCAAAUCUUGAAAAGAUGGCAGAUAAUCUGCUGGCAGCUGCAGACAAAUAUGCGCUGGAGCGUUUAAAAGUCAUGUGUGAAGAGGCCCUGUGCAACAGCCUCUCUGUGGAGAAUGUGGCCGACACCCUCAUCCUGGCAGAUUUGCACAGCGCCGAGCAGCUCAAAGCACAAGCCAUAGAUUUUAUCAACAGGUGCAGUGUCCUCAGACAGCUGGGCUGUAAAGAUGGAAAGAACUGGAAUAGCAACCACGCUACGGACAUCAUGGAGACGGCGGGCUGGAAGUCAAUGAUCCAAUCGCACCCUCACUUGGUGGCCGAGGCCUUCCGUGCCUUGGCUUCGGCGCAGUGCCCGCCCUUUGGUCCCCCCCGCAAGCGCCUAAAACAAUCGUGA